Messenger RNA from Salvia splendens (bonfire salvia), 1683 nucleotides. Its product is annotated as two-pore potassium channel 3-like. Lineage: Eukaryota; Viridiplantae; Streptophyta; Magnoliopsida; Lamiales; Lamiaceae. The record is from RefSeq and is a predicted model, not a curated record. Gene Ontology annotation, cellular component: plant-type vacuole membrane; plasma membrane. Gene Ontology annotation, biological process: stabilization of membrane potential; potassium ion transmembrane transport. Gene Ontology annotation, molecular function: outward rectifier potassium channel activity; potassium ion leak channel activity.
GCCACUGCAACUGCCACCUUAAUUCCCUUUUCUUCCCCAAAUACUCUACUCUAGUUAACACAAAUUUUGAAAAAUUCCGGCCAAAAUGGAGAAAGAGCCUCUCCUCCCUUUCAUAAGGCCAACCCUCUCCCUCCACUCUCUCCCCGAACACGACGAAAUUACCAUCCCACCCUCCCCUUCCUCCAAACACCUCAAAGACUUCCUCAUUUUCGGGCCCCCACCCCCUUCUUCCUCCUCCGCCUCCGAUUUCCUCGCAGCCCUAGCUCUAACCCUCAAUUCCCCAUGGCCCACCUCGCAAAAAUCGAAUCUUGGCCCCGAUUCUUGCCCACCAGCUUCCAAGAAUCUGCACCGGUCCAAGACUGCUCCAGCCAUGACCAACAUCAACGAAAUUCGAGAUUUCUCGGAGGCGGCGGAGCAGCUCCAGUUUGGUAAGCAGCGUGUGGUGAGGCAGGGUGUGGUGCUUUUGGUUAUCUAUUUGAGCCUUGGUGUGGUGAUUUAUUCUCUUAUUAGGGCUGGUUUUAAAGGGAAUGAGACUCACCCUGUUGUUGAUGCUCUGUAUUUCUGUAUUGUGACUAUGUGUACAAUUGGGUAUGGUGAUAUAAACCCUGACAGUUUAGCAACUAAGCUGUUUUCAGUCUUGUUUGUGCUGGUGGGGUUUGGUUUCAUUGACAUUUUGCUGACUGGGAUGGUUAGUUAUGUGCUUGACUUGCAAGAGAAUUAUCUGCUGAGGAGUAUAAAUAAUAGCAAGGGUAGUGAUGCUAGGUCUUACAUAGUUGAUGUGAAGAAGGGGAGGAUGAGGAUUCGGAUGAAGGUCGCGUUGGCCUUGGGCGUUGUCGUGGUGUGCAUUGGGGUUGGUGUUGCUGUGAUGCAUUUCGUGGAGAGGUUGGACUGGGUGGACUCGUUGUAUCUGUCUGUGAUGUCUGUGACGACGGUUGGGUAUGGCGAUAGGGCGUUUCACUCGUUGGGGGGUAGGGUUUUCGCCUCGGUUUGGUUGCUUGUGUCGACUCUGGCUGUGGCUAGGGCGUUUCUUUACCUGGCCGAGGCGAGGGUGGACAGGAGGCAGAGGAGGAUGGCAAAGUGGGUGCUCGACCAGCAUAUGACCGUGGCGCAGUUUCUUGCUGCUGACAUUGAUAACAACGGAUUUGUCACUAAGUCAGAGUACGCGAUCUACAAGCUCAAAGCGAUGGGCAAGAUCUCAGAGCACGACGUUUCCAAGAUAUGCCAGCAGUUCGAGAGGCUCGAUGCUGGCAACUGCGGGAAGAUCAGUCUAGUCGACCUUAUUGAAAGCCGUCACUGAGUGAAGAACGAGCUUCUUCAUCGUCAUCAAGAUUGAGGCCGUUGUGCAAGAUUUUGACCAGUGAAUGUUUGAGAUACAUUAAAAUUUACUCGACAGCGACUCUCCUUUAUACUUCCGGCUGGACGAGCUCACUUGCAUCAAGAUUAUAGGUGAAAUGGGGAAGCAUGGACUGAAGAAGAGAGGGCAAGUUUGGAGGGAACAAAACAACUAAAGAUUUUGAAUGACAUCCAACUAAUGCAUCAUACAAGUUAGAUUUGUAUUGGCAAGAGCAGCAUAAGUAGUUUUGUUUUAUGUUUUAGUUAAAUCCUUUAGUCAAUUUUGCAGAUACUCUAUGAAGUAAUAUUUGUAGGGUUCUUUUAUGUUGUACUAAUAGAUCUUAUUUGGCA